Aphis gossypii (cotton aphid) is the source of this 993-nucleotide messenger RNA. RefSeq lists its product as uncharacterized. NCBI's taxonomy places the organism in Eukaryota, Metazoa, Arthropoda, Insecta, Hemiptera, Aphididae. The record is from RefSeq and is a predicted model, not a curated record. Bases 1 to 993 code for a protein of 330 amino acids. The transcript is spliced from 3 exons.
AUGGACCAUAAAAGAGCUAAAGGAGGAGCUGAAAAAACUAGGGAAAAAAAAAGAUUAAAACUACAGAAUGAAGCAAGAUUUUGUCAUAAUAUUCAAAAUGAACCAGAACAUAACAAUGUAGCAGUGACUCAAGAUAGUGUAUUAUUAAGUGAUGACAAUAAGACUUCUAAUUUUGAAAUUGGUAUUAAUGAUAUUAAAUUAUUUGCAAAGCUUAUAGGUAAGCGAGGGCUAAGUUAUCGUGGUAAUAAAUACGAAGCAGCUUAUUCUCUUGAAGACCUUUCUUUAGAUCAUGGAAAUUUUUUAGAAAUCAUUCUUUUAUUAAAAAAAUUUGAUGUUGUUCUAAAUGAGCACUUAGAUUUAGUUAUUAAAAAAAGUAAAGCAUCUCAUAAAUCUGGAAAUAAAAAUCGUGGUGGACUGUUAACACUAAUAUCAAAAACAACAAUUAAUAUGGUUAUUGAGUGUAUAGAUCAAGAAAUUAAGACUUGUAUUGCACGAGAAGAACAAGAAACAGGAAUGUUCGCUGUUGAACUAGAUACCAUUCAAGAUAUUUCUGUCAAGGAUCAAUGUUCAGUCGUAUUAAGGUAUGUCAAUAAAAGUGGUAUUCAGGAACGAUUAAUUGCUAUAGUUAAUUGUAUAGACAGUUCUGGAAAAAGUAUUUUUGAACUCUUGAAGAAAGUUCUAUGCAGUAAUAAUUUAAACAUAGAAAACUGUAUCGCCAACUCUACAGAUGGAGCGGCCUCCAUGCAAGGCCAAUACAAUGGGUUUUCGACAUGGUUAGGUAAAGCUUCACCUGGUCAAAUGCAUGUAUGGUGUUAUAGCCAUAUUUUAAACUUGGUUAUAUCAGACGUUACAAAAACACCAAUAUCUGCAGCAACUAUGUUUAGUUUAAUGAACAGUUUGGCUGUUUUUUUUAAGGAGUCUCAUAAACGGAUGAAUGUUUGGAUGAUUAACAAUCAAGAUAAUAAAAAAAAAAAGGCUACAAACUAUAGGUGA